AUGGACCGCUCUGAAUCUGUCCUUGUUCACUCUGGCGCCAAUGCACCAACGCAGCCGUUCCGUGAAGGCUGUCAGGCUGGGUCUGACGAGCUCCUAGGUGUCCCAGGCACGUUUCCUUCGAAGCUUGAUAGUCCACUUGCCUGGAUAGGCACACAUUUUAGCGGCAAUGAUGACUAUGUGCUCCAAUUGUGUGCCACGGACGUUGCUGAGAUUAAGGCUGGUCUUGAUACAUUCAAAGCUCGUGAGCUCGAUGGAGACCUUGUCAGUAGUGCCAACUUUCCACUGCCAAAUCUGGGACCAAAGCUCAGGAGCAUUAGACAUGAGCUCUACGACGGUCGCGGGUUUUCUGUGAUCCGUGGCAUCGACCCCAAGGACUUCACCGUGGAGGACCUCACAAUGAUCUGGCUGGGCGUUCAGGCCUACAUUGCUGAUCAACGCGGCUGUCAAGAUCACAAGGGCAACAUGCUAGUUCACAUCAUUGCGGACAGCACGUCGGAUGACAAGAUCGGCCAUCAUCGUCACUCGACUUCUGCUAUCACGUUCCACACGGAGGAAUCAGGUGAUAUCGCUGCUUGGUUGACUCGAAGCACUGCUGCCACAGGAGGCCGUUGCAUUAUUGCUUCCACAUACAACAUCUACAACGUCCUUGCUGCUCACAGACCGGAUGUCAUUCGAACUCUUGCCAAGGCAGAUUGGCCGUUCGCUUUCCCACAUUUCCAGUGCCGCCCCAUCAUCUUCUGUCAGAAUUCUCGACUGAUCAUGAAUUUUGGUCGAACACCUCUGCUGGGAAAUACUACGCACCCGCGUCCUGAGCACUUGCCCAAAACGAAUGAGCGACAGCAAGAAGCCUUAGACCUCGUGGAGGCUAUUGCACAGGCUACUCAGCUCGAGAUCAAAACUCAGCCGGGAGACAUGCACUUCAUCAACAAUCUAGCCGUCUUGCACCGCCGCGAGGGCUUUGUCAACGGUGAAACCGAACUGGACAAGCGACACCUAGUCCGCAUGCGACUACGAAGCUCUGAACUGGGAUGGAACAUCCCCACAGAGCUCAAGCGCGAUUGGUACGGCGCCUUCGAGAAGAAUUUUGCCAAGGUUUGGCACCUGGAUCCAAUGCCGGGCGACGCCUUUCCGCUUCGAAAGUACACAAACUAG
Messenger RNA from Truncatella angustata, 1152 nucleotides. RefSeq lists its product as uncharacterized. The transcript has 5 exons. NCBI's taxonomy places the organism in Eukaryota, Fungi, Ascomycota, Sordariomycetes, Amphisphaeriales, Sporocadaceae. The record is from RefSeq and is a predicted model, not a curated record. Gene Ontology annotation, molecular function: oxidoreductase activity. The coding region runs from base 1 to 1152 and encodes 383 amino acids.